This is a messenger RNA of Neltuma alba, 2289 nucleotides long. RefSeq lists its product as uncharacterized. NCBI's taxonomy places the organism in Eukaryota, Viridiplantae, Streptophyta, Magnoliopsida, Fabales, Fabaceae. The record is from RefSeq and is a predicted model, not a curated record. Gene Ontology annotation, molecular function: protein dimerization activity; DNA binding. The coding region runs from base 1 to 2289 and encodes 762 amino acids. The transcript is spliced from 4 exons.
AUGGAUAUUUCAAAUAAUCAAAGUUCUGGAAAUGAUAAUGUCACUCCUAAUACUCAAUCUUCCACUCCCAACACUGAAACUUCCAAUCCUCCUACACCAAUUUCUUCAUUGCGUGCAAAAACUGAUCCUGCAUGGGCACAUGUUGCUUAUAAGAAAGAAGGGACACAAAAUGUAUACACCUGCCUUUUUUGUGGUAAUAGUUAUAGAGGUGGUGGGAUAAAUAGGAUGAAGCAACACCUUGCUGGUAUCACUGGUCAAAUAUCUUCUUGUAAAAAAGUUUCGCAUGAUGUACGUCAUAGAAUGGCAGAAUCUUUGAAAGAGUGUUCAAAGAAAAAAGCCAUUGAAAAUAUAGAAGAGGAAAUUGAAGAUACUCAUGUUGAUUCACCAAUUAUCAUGAGUAGUGCAAAAAAGAGAAAAUCUAUAGGGAGUAUGGAUAAUUAUUUUGCUCCUCGCACAACCCCUGAUUCUCAACCGGGUAUUAAAAGUGCAUUGGCAACCAAAGAAGCGAAACACAAUGUAAAAAUGUUGAUUGCUGAGUGGGCUAUUGUGAAUUGCAUUCCAUUUAAAGCAUUUGAUUGCCCGUUAUUUCAAAAAGCUGUAGAUGGUAUUGCUUCAAUUGGGCCUGGGUUUAAAGCCCCUAGUGCUUAUGAUUUCAAAACCAAUUUGCUGAGUGAUUGGAGAAAAGAAUGUCAGUUACUAAUAGAUAGCCAUCGAGCUAAAUGGAAAAACAAUGGCUGCACACUCAUGGCUGAUGGAUGGACCGAUGUGAGGCAACGUACUUUGAUAAAUUUCUUAGUGUAUUCUACACACGGAAUGGUGUUUGUGAAGUCUGUUGAUGCUUCAGAUUUAGUCAAAGAUGCCAAAACUCUAUUUACUCUAUUCUGUGAAGUCAUUGAGUGGAUUGGUCCUAAGAAUAUUGUCCAUGUAGUAACUGACAAUGCAGCUAACUAUGUAGCAUGUGGCAGGUUGAUUAAAGAAAAGUAUAAAAAUAUUUAUUGGUCACCUUGUGCUGCUCAUUGUCUGAAUCUUAUAUUAAAAGACUUUUCCAGCAUGCCAAAUGUGUCAGACCUUGCAUCAAAGGCAUCCAAGGUAACUAUCUUUGCAUAUAAUCAUAUGGUUUUCUUAUCAUGGUUGAGGAGGAGACCGAGUUGGAAAGAAAUAGUGCGUCCUGGUGCCACAAGAUUUGCUACGACAUUUAUUACAUUGCACAGCAUAUAUAUGCAUAAAAAUGACUUGCAGGCUCUGGUUGUUGAUAAGCAUUUUGUGGACCAUAGAUUAUCAAAGACUGAGGCAGGGAAAAAUUUUAGUGCAAUCAUUUUAGAUAACCGGUUUUGGAAUGACUGUUAUCAAGUUGUGAAGAUUGUAUCUCCUCUCAUCAAAUUAUUGAGAAUUGUGGACUCAGAUGAGAAGCCUUCAUUGCCUUACGUUUAUGAGGGGAUGAGAAGGGCAAAAAUAGCAAUUAAGGAGAUGUUUAAGAAGAACAAGGAAUUGUAUAAGCCUUACACAAGAAUCAUUCAAACUCGAUGGGAUAGACAUCUGAAGACCAAUCUUCAUGCGGCAUCGUAUUUGUUGAAUCCUGCAAUUACAUAUGGUCCAGAUUGUCCUAGCAAGUCAAAGUUAAUGAUGGCUUUGAUUGAUGUGGUUGAGUCUUACUCAGAUGAAGAUAUUGAUGGCUUCCUAGUGAUGAAACAAGCGACUACUUAUCGCGAAGGCAAGGAAUCUUUUAGCAGGCCUUCAUGUCAAAAAGCUGCUCAAAAACUAGACCCCUAUGAAUGGUGGACAUAUUAUGGUUGUUCAGUUCCAGAAUUGCAGCGUGUUGCAAUGCGCAUUCUUAGUCAAACUUCUGCUUCUUCUGGUUGUGAGAGGAAUUGGAGCUUAUUUGAAAGAAUUCAUACGAAAAGAAGAAACAGAUUGGGACAUAAAAGACUGAAUGAUUUGGUUUUCACCAAUUAUAAUCUGCGAUUGAAGCAUAGGAGUACAUUGAAGAAUAGCAAAAGUUAUGAUCCAAUUGACUAUGAAAACAUUGAUAUGGUGGAUUUUUGGGUGGCUGAAGAAGAUCCCAUUCCGGAGUUUGAUGAUAGAGAUGUGGAUACAUUGGAAAACGUCCUUAACAAUGACGGCACUGCCAAUUCAACAACUCUUGAGAGUGCUAAUGAAGGUGAUGAAGAUAUGAACAUUGCUGACCCUCCACCUUUACAAGAUGAUGUUGUUGCUCCUGCUUUUCCUUGUCCAGCUGUUGACAUCUCAGCCCAUGCAAAUGAUCUUAGUGAUGAUUUUGAUUUUCCCUAG